AUGACCAAAGAUCUGACUUUCGACAUCCGCUACGACAACGAACUCGCCCACGAGUACUAUGGCGACGGCCACAAACUAGCAGACAAGCUUCGUGCCAUCUAUUCCGGUCAAAACUUGAUUAUCCCUAAUGAAUUCGAGUCGACCUUGACCACGCCGCCUAUUCAUUUUAUGUCGGUAACGGGUCCGGAUGAUGUUGAUGUCGAUGACUUGAAGAAAGUCGAGGUUCCUCCUGGACUGAACGUAGAGAUUCUGGACUUUACCAUGUAA
Messenger RNA from Aspergillus clavatus NRRL 1, 267 nucleotides. RefSeq lists its product as uncharacterized. The coding region runs from base 1 to 267 and encodes 88 amino acids. The transcript has 4 exons. The record is from RefSeq and is a predicted model, not a curated record. NCBI's taxonomy places the organism in Eukaryota, Fungi, Ascomycota, Eurotiomycetes, Eurotiales, Aspergillaceae.